AUGAUAAGAGACGAAGAAGACGAUUUUAUUUCAUCAUUAAAUGAUCCGAUGAGCCAAAAUUUGACUGCAACCAUUGACGAUACAUCCUGUCCACCAGCCUUCUCUACAAGAAUUCCAGCAUCUUAUGAAACCACAAUAUUAAAGAAUGAAAUUAAAAGGAGUAUCAGUUCAAACUCCAAUCUCCAACUUGUAUCACUCUCAACAGGUGAAAGCAUUUACCGAUUAAAAUACAAUCAAUUACGCAAAUAUGCUGGCUUGGAUUUUAAAACACAACAAUGUUCUCCUUCUUCAUUCCCAACCAAGAAGAAUCAAACCACUCUACUAGGUUCACUGGAGGAGAAGAGAUUCCUCCAACUCAGAGAACGUACAAGAGGAGCAGCUUCCGAUGAAGAGGAAAAUGAUGAAGGAGAUGAAGAAGAUGAUGAAGACUUUUGGGUUGAUGAUGAUGAAAAUUUAAUUGAUGAUGAUGAAUUGUAG
This is a messenger RNA of Naegleria gruberi, 477 nucleotides long. RefSeq lists its product as uncharacterized. The coding region runs from base 1 to 477 and encodes 158 amino acids. NCBI's taxonomy places the organism in Eukaryota, Heterolobosea, Eutetramitea, Acrasida, Naegleriidae. The record is from RefSeq and is a predicted model, not a curated record. The transcript has a single exon.